Molecule: messenger RNA, 1121 nt
Organism: Pseudomassariella vexata
Lineage: Eukaryota; Fungi; Ascomycota; Sordariomycetes; Amphisphaeriales; Pseudomassariaceae
Exons: 1
Coding region: 259-876 (205 amino acids)
Source: RefSeq, a predicted model, not a curated record
CACGAGCGGCGGAAAAGAACCCCAUAGAUGCCAUGAAUUUGUCAUAAGUUUCUGAGUUCAUCUUGGGACUGCAUUCAUCUGGAAGCUACAAGGUUCUAGAAGUAAUUUGUUAAUAUCCAUUGCUUUCAUUUAAGUGUUUAGUGUCUCCAGGUCAGGUCAGGGGCAGUUGCAUGUUACCUAGGCAGCUGCCAUUCUCGAGGUAGUGAAGCACCAACCUGCGUGCGAGGAUACUAAGGUCGUAAAUAGAGAAGCUCUGCGAUGUAUUCCACCUUGGGGGCUAGCCUUCCUGCCAUGCGCGCUCGAUGGAAACAAUUCAUACUUAAUUGUAGUGUCUAUGGGAAGCGCUGUGAGAGCGGUUCGGUACCGAAACCCAAACACCGACGGCCAGUCUUUAGGAGAUUCUCAUCCGGCGGAAAGCGAACUAGCAGGCAGCUUCGAAACGGCUUUCCGCCUGCAUUCUGGGCUCGCAUCCUAGACGUGAGGGGUCAAUGGCAGCUCGACAUAUUGCUAGAUGAUUGCGAGGGGUUUGACGCGUUUGACCUACACUACUAUUAUUUCUGUACCGAACCGAAUUUUUUAUACUCUGAUGGGUCGGUCGCACUACACGGCUUGACCUACGAAUGCAUUCCACAUCUAACAAUAGACGCAGCCGGAGCCGUAUGCGAUAUGGCCUCUCACCAACAUUCCGCAAGAGUCGACAAACUUUCGUUUGCCCAUGAUGGUCAUGGAAGGCAAGGGCAUAUUAUCCAUAUCACACAAUUUCCCGGGUUUGCCAAGGAUACUUACUCAUGUCACUGUCGGAUAUGUGUACUGGCUCUACCUCUUGGGAAGACAGGCCUAGCGAGGCCACCGAGGACGAUCUAUUCACAGAUAUAACCUACAAAUUUAGAUACGUUCGCUGGUGUCAAUGUGAUGCUAGGCAAAUGCCCCUGGGCUUUUGUCCGAGGUAUAAUCGACUUCUAGGAUGUCGCGUUGUGGAGCUCGGGGAAGUGGCUGCCUCCCCACAUGCCCGCGUCGAAGUUUCAACUCUUUGACAGUAAUUGCGGACCUUGGCUUUAGAUGAGGACAGGGAAAUAGGAAGACUACCAUUCGUUGAAACAGGCCUACUAUAAAUGACGAGA